CUCCCCUCCUGGGGGCUGGUUAUUUGUGAAUGCAAUCCGUGAGAAGGCGGAGUGAUCUCUUCUUGUCGAUUUCACUCUGUGAGGCGGCCCCGUAGCUGGUUAAUUUCACCCCCCCCCCCCUCAAAAUCCUCUCGUCAGUUUCACCCGCGCUGCAUCUCCCGGGCGAUGGCAAGCUGCAGGAAUGGCUAAAAGCUACCCGUUUUAUGCGGUCUUUUUACUCUUGAACGUCCACACCGGCGCCGCGUUGAAGUGCUUUUGUAAGGAUUGUUUGAAGACAAACCAAACUUGUGAGACAGAUGGGGCGUGCCUGGCCUCCCUCUCCCGAAUUGGGGGCGUUGAGCACGAGAUCAGAGUGUGCGUGCGGCCCCAAGACUUGGUUCCACCUAUCUACUGUCGGAAUAACAAAGAGUAUGUGACUACAAUCUGCUGUUACAAAGACUUCUGCAACAACCUGGAGCUACCUCCUCCAGAAGGUCCAACAGAUGAUGCAUUUGAUGGCUGGGGCCCAGUGGAGUUAGCUGCAGUAAUUGCUGGUCCAGUGUUUCUCCUGUGUGUGCUGUUGAUGGUGACGGUUUUCCUGUGCCACUACCAUCACCAGCGAGCCUACCAUGACCGCAACCAAUUGGAUAUGGAGGAGCCGUCCUGCGACCACAUGUACGUCUCUGAGGGGAAGUCGUUGAAGGACCUCAUGUUCGAUAUGACCACUUCAGGCUCAGGAUCUGGCUUGCCGUUGUUCGUGCGCCGGACCAUCGCCAGGACCAUUGUCCUCCAAGAAAUAAUCGGCAAAGGCCGCUUUGGCGAAGUGUGGCGUGGGAAAUGGCGAGGUGGAGACAUUGCCGUCAAAAUCUUCUCCUCCCGGGAAGAGCGCUCGUGGUUCAGGGAGGCAGAGAUCUACCAGACUGUCAUGUUACGCCAUGAAAAUAUUUUGGGAUUCAUCGCUGCAGACAAUAAAGAUAAUGGGACGUGGACUCAGCUGUGGUUGGUGUCUGACUACCAUGAGCACGGUUCCCUCUUCGACUACCUGAACAGGUAUACAGUCACUGUCGAUGGCCUGAUCAAGUUGGCGCUCUCUGCCGUCAGCGGGUUGGCGCACCUGCAUAUGGAGAUUGUGGGCACUCAGGGCAAGCCUGGCAUUGCCCACCGAGACCUGAAGAGCAAAAACAUCUUGGUGAAGAAGAAUGGCACAUGCGCGAUUGCUGACCUGGGCCUCGCUGUCAGGCAUGACUCGCUGACUGACACCAUCGACAUUGCCCCCAAUCAGAGAGUGGGCACAAAACGCUACAUGGCCCCUGAGGUACUGGACGAGACGAUCAAUAUGCAACACUUCGAUUCCUUCAAGUGCGCCGACAUUUACGCCCUGGGGCUGGUGUAUUGGGAGAUUGCUCGAAGAUGCUCUGCUGGAGGAAUCCAUGAGGAUUAUCAGCUGCCGUACUUUGACCUCGUGCCCUCUGACCCCUCCAUAGAGGAAAUGAGGAAGGUCGUUUGUGAACAGAACCUGAGGCCAAAUGUUCCCACUAUUUGGCAUACUAAUGAGGCAUUACGAGUCAUGACCAAGAUCAUGCGGGAGUGUUGGUACGCCAAUGGGGCUGCCAGGUUGACAGCUCUCCGCAUCAAGAAAGCAUUGUCACAGCUAAGCAUUCAAGAGGAUGUGAAGAUCUAAGUAAGGCGAGGGGGAGAGAGAGAGAAAAUGUGUCUGAACGAAGCAGGGAAGCAUGGCAUUGUGGACGCUAACCUACACCACCUGCCACUUUAGCUGCAGAGCAACGUCUACCUCAGUACACAAAGAGCCAAUCCUGCAGACGUGUUGACUGUUGUAUUUGGGGUAAAGGGG
Chiloscyllium plagiosum (whitespotted bambooshark) is the source of this 1831-nucleotide messenger RNA. Its product is annotated as activin receptor type-1B-like. Gene Ontology annotation, molecular function: transmembrane receptor protein serine/threonine kinase activity; ATP binding. Gene Ontology annotation, cellular component: plasma membrane; signaling receptor complex. The record is from RefSeq and is a predicted model, not a curated record. Gene Ontology annotation, biological process: cell surface receptor protein serine/threonine kinase signaling pathway; protein phosphorylation; cellular response to growth factor stimulus. Lineage: Eukaryota; Metazoa; Chordata; Chondrichthyes; Orectolobiformes; Hemiscylliidae.